Aspergillus versicolor CBS 583.65 is the source of this 703-nucleotide messenger RNA. RefSeq lists its product as uncharacterized. The coding region runs from base 187 to 555 and encodes 122 amino acids. The record is from RefSeq and is a predicted model, not a curated record. The transcript has 3 exons. Lineage: Eukaryota; Fungi; Ascomycota; Eurotiomycetes; Eurotiales; Aspergillaceae.
AUGCCUAGAACGUCAACUAUGAUAUAAUGACAUCACCUCCUCAACGUAACCCUAUAUAGACGCCCACCAGAAGCGUACCAUAGCUCUUCACUUCAACACCCUCUGCAUUUAUUCCAUAUUUCAUUCGAUACCCAUUUCCAUUCCCAUCUACAUCUCAAAAAACCUACAUACAUCAAAACUACGAACAUGUCUCACUCAGCUGCCCAAUCAUCCGUCGGCAAGGGCGCCUUCUACGAAGCUGGCGACCAGCGCAACCUGCCCCAGUCCGCCAUCAAGGAGCAGCAGCAAUACGAGCAGGGCGAGAAGGGGAGCCAUUCCACCCUUGAUUCAAAGGACGGACGCUCCAUUGCAAACCGACUCGCCGCCCAGAGCAAAGAGGCUGACCCCUCACACCACCACAACCGGGAUAUCCAGCCCGAGGCUGAACUUAGCAAGCAGGAUCCUGAGAAGCCGGCCAAGCUUCACGGAAACGAGCCAUCAAAAGGAGCGAAGAUUGACAAAGAGUUGCAAGAAGAAGAUGAGCUGCGGUUGAAGGAGAAGGGGAUUAAGAAAUAGAUUGUUCAUGACGUGAACUGUACAAUAUGAUAUAAUGAAGUUUGGAUUGCGACGCUAAGUUGUUGCCUUCGAUGGUUGGGUUCGUUCUAUUAUAUCCCAGGCUGUAAUAUGCAAAAGUUCAAAAAAAGAAAAAGAAAAAAAAAACCAA